Ostertagia ostertagi is the source of this 621-nucleotide messenger RNA. Lineage: Eukaryota; Metazoa; Nematoda; Chromadorea; Rhabditida; Trichostrongylidae. The record is from the annotation of a GenBank genome assembly.
AUGUAUGCUGAACGCCCAUGGACAACCUGUGCGAAUGAAGCUAAUCUCGCUACUGCCAAGCCAACGACGCCUGUAUUCUCCACAUAUCACGAUCAGGGUCAGGUGAAUGCGUAUCAUCUUUUUCCUCCAUCUGCUCUGAGACAGCCUGUCGCUCAAAAGGCUUCUGUGACUAGACCUCCUAUUGUGUCGUCCUACUUAAUCGAUAUACCAAGUUACGGCACUGACUACUACAUGGGGAACGGUCCGAAUGCUGGGAAGAUUCUAAACAAAGAAGUGGAUAAUAUUGACGUGUAUCCCCGAACAGAUAAUUAUCAGAGUCCAAUGGUAAUCGAGCAGAGUUACCAGGCGCCAAAGUGUCUUCCGAAGAACAUUUUCGUAGCAACACCUGACGCCAACACAGUUUCGCCCUCAACUGCAAUACAGGAAGCAGCUACCCCAAUGAGGAAUAGUACGGGUGGCCCAUGGGCGACGUCAUUUUACGCAUGGAAGCGCGACGAACGGGUGCCACACACUGAUGAUGCAAUAAGAUUGGAUAUCGGUAUUGCCAUUUUUGUAUUGAAAGAACCAGGCUGGGUUUCUGCAACCCUAUUUGUGGGUAUUGGCAGUAAGAUAAGAUUGUAG